Molecule: messenger RNA, 3092 nt
Organism: Scatophagus argus
Lineage: Eukaryota; Metazoa; Chordata; Actinopteri; Scatophagidae
Gene: prune1
Product: prune exopolyphosphatase
Exons: 9
Coding region: 173-1459 (428 amino acids)
Cellular component (GO): cytoplasm
Molecular function (GO): exopolyphosphatase activity
Source: RefSeq, a predicted model, not a curated record
UGACCUUUCACCCACCACAGUACCGUCACACAGUCCGGACAGUCAUGCGUUCGUUAACAGCGUGUGACUGACAGGCCGUUGCUCAGUCAGCCGGCUUUCACCGUUUACCGGAUCCGUUAACCGCUUCGAGGAGCGGCAAGCUAGCUAGCGGUCAGUUAGCAGCUAAUAGAAGAUGGACGAGUUUCUGUCGAGCUGUCGCCGAGCCGUGCAGGCACAGCUGAACACGGAUCAGGCUGGUUCAGGCUUCCAUGUUGUCCUGGGGAAUGAAGCCUGUGACGUGGACUCCAUGGUGUGUGCUCUGACCUAUGCCUACUUCCUGUCCAAGACUGCACAGAGUGAGAUGCUCGCGCUCCCCGUGCUGAACAUCCGUCAGUCAGACUUGGUGCUGCGUUCAGACAACGUCUUCCUGCUGCGACAGAUUGGUUUGUCUCCAGAUCUUCUGCUGUUCAGAGACCAGAUGGACCUGCGAGCGCUGCAGCGAGCUGGACGCCUGCAGCUGACGCUGGUUGACCACAACGUCCUGCCCAGUUCAGACAGCGGCCUGGAGGGGGCGGUGGUGCAAGUGAUUGACCAUCACCUGUUGGAGAGGGAGCCCUCGCCGUCCUGCUCUGUUACCGUGGAAAUGGUGGGAUCCUGUGCUACCUUGGUAACAGAACGCAUCAUCCAGAAAGCUCCAGAAAUCCUGGACCUGCAGGUUGCUCAGCUGCUUUACGGUGCCGUGGUGCUGGACUGUGUCAACAUGGCUCCCUCAGCAGGUAAAGUGACUCCUAAAGACGCUCAGUUUGCUGCAGCGUUGGAGACUCGAUUCCCCGCUCUGCCACCGAGAGACGCUCUUUUCCAGAAUCUGAACGACGCCAAGUUUGAUGUCUCAGGUCUGAACACUGAGCAGAUGUUGUUAAAGGACAUGAAGUCUGUUUCAGGAAGUUUGAAUCUCGCCAUCUCAGUUCUGUACAUCAACCUGGAGGACUUCCUGCACAGGGCGGAGCUGGGGGCGGAGCUCUCAGGUUUCUGUCUGAAGUUUGGAUUCGAUCUGCUGCUGCUGAUGACCAUCUCCUUCACUGAGAGCAAAGAGCCAAUCAGAGAGCUCGCUGUGUUCAGCCACAGCACAACCUGCAGGGAGGAGGUGAGCCUCUAUCUGGAACAGGCCCGUAACCCCGCCCUCAACCUCUGUCCAAUCAGCAGCCCCCAUCCUCACAUCACAGCCUAUCAACAAGGAAACUCUCUGGCGUCUCGUAAGAAGCUCCUCCCCAUCGUCAAGGACUUUCUGAAGGAGAGGGAUGCUGAUGGUUGCCUGGGAGACGGUCGCCUGGGAGAUGAGGAGGAGGAGGAGUCUCGGGUUCCUCCGACGCCGAUGAACAGUCUGGUGGAGGGCUGUCCUCUAGACGAUGGCCUGCCAAGCAUCAGCCCUCAGGACCUGGAGGACAAGUUCAACAAGAUGGCCGACCGAGGAGGGAAGUGACCCCUGACCUCGGACCUGUCGGUCAUCAGGACAGCUGUCUGCCAGGCAGGGAGGACGCAUCACACGUGAGGAUGGGAAUGAUGAAGGUACCACAGACACAAAGAGGGCCGUUUGUACUGACACUGACUCCAACACAGUUUUAUUAUCAGAAGCAACGUCUGAAAACGUCUGGCCGAGCAGCAAGCCAAGGCCAGUCUUUCAAAAUAAAAUGUUAAACACGGAUUUCCUCUCUGACACGCCUGAACCCGUUUACCUUCCCGCUGGUGAUGUCACCACGGACAGGAGAACGAGACAAUCAAAAGAUUCCCAGUGUUACAAGUCUGGAAUAACAUCAGCACAGAGGAGUGUUUAAAUAAAGUUUAGAGAAUGUGAAAGUACAUUUGUUUGUCUCUUCACAGAAAAACGUGAUUCUUUUGUUUAAUUUAAUCACCUUUCUUGUGUCGUCAUCAUCACUUCAAAAUCUCAGUCAGUGAAAGAGUUGAUUUCGAUCAGUCACACUGCAGGGAGUCUGGUCUCCGGGUCGGUUAUGAUCUGAAUCUGCAGUCAGGACCAACUUCACACCAAGCUCGCUUCACGUUUUCGAGCAAACCAAACGGUGACGUGUUUGCUGUCUGCAGGUUCGGACAAAAAUGAGAGCAGAGGGCUGAACUACAAAGAGAGAAGAGUUUUCACGCUCCUCCUUCAACCUGUUAAAUCACCAGAGUCGCUGGUGCUGCACACCUGGCCUCGUCUGGAGGAAGUCAUGUUCAGACUUUCAGAUUAAAAUCAGAUUAACUUUUUCCCUGACCAUAUUCUCAUCUGAGGGCACCUGCUGAGCUGCUGGUUCUUACUGUCACUGGAUGAUGCAGCUUGUGUUGGUUUGUUGCCAAGGUAACAUGCUGUCAUAUGACACCUGCAUGUGAUGUCACUUCUUGUGUCACUUCAGCCGGUCUGAGCGAGUCAGACUCGCUGCUCUGAAACUCGACACUUCCUGUUGAUGUUUCACAAUAAGUAUUUUAAGGAAGAGAAGGUGGACCACUGAAGGGAUUUUAUUGUGAAACGGACGGGAAGUAAUGUGUUUGCAGCAACAGGAAAUAAAAGGGGAACCUAUGAGUGUGCUUUCUGUGAUAGCAUCAGAAAUUAGUUUUUAUUUUUAGGGGAUUUCAGCUCAUCUGUCGUCUGAGGUGCUGCAGCAGCCUGCUGACCUUUGACCCCAAACACCAUCAUUCACUUCCUGUUUUGUUUUUUUAUUAGCUUGUUGUUUUUCUUUCUAAAGGUGCAUUACAACCUUUCAAGUCACAUUACAGCCAUCUGCUGCUGACGAUUUGUUAUUUUCACAUUCUGAAAUCUGUUUCUAGCAGCUAGCAGUUCAGAGACUCAUUAAGAAAACUGUCAAAAAACAAAAUACACUAAAUAAUACAAUAAUUAUUACUAAUGAUAUUUAGAAAUAAAUAAAUGUGUUCAGUUCUUCAGGUUGAGAGCUGUUGCUUGUAGCAUCGUUGUUAAUGAAUUCGAUAUCCUUUCAGUCACACUGAAGAUAAAAUUUUUGACUUUUUAUUCAGAAUUAUUCUCAUUAUACUGAGGACCAUCAGUCAAAGUCUAAAAAAUGUAAAAUUGAGAUUUGAAAAAAAUUAAAACCAUUGUGACUAUUUAA